Molecule: messenger RNA, 2119 nt
Organism: Aedes aegypti (yellow fever mosquito)
Lineage: Eukaryota; Metazoa; Arthropoda; Insecta; Diptera; Culicidae
Product: maltase 1
Exons: 3
Coding region: 156-1979 (607 amino acids)
Biological process (GO): carbohydrate metabolic process
Source: RefSeq, a predicted model, not a curated record
UACGAAACACAAACGACAGCAUCCUACAGAUCUACUUGUGCCGUCGUAUCUGACCAACACCAACCUGUGCAUAUCUCAUCGAUUGCCUCAACUGUAGAGCGCAUCAAUUGUCUAUAAAUAGAGCUGACAGCAGCGUAUCAAUACGACAGUUCACGAUGAUAAGUCUUAGGGUACCCUUGUUGCUGCUAGUGGCGACGGCCGUCCUUCUCGCGACGGCACAAGAUUCCGACCAGAAGGAAUGGUGGGAAACGACCGUUUUCUAUCAGAUCUACCCGAGGUCGUUCUUCGAUUCAAAUGACGAUGGCACCGGUGACAUAAAAGGAAUCACAGCCAAGCUGCAGCAUCUUAAGGAUACCGGCUUCGAGGCAACGUGGCUCAGUCCGAUUUUCCAGUCGCCCCAGGAAGACUUUGGAUACGAUGUGAGUGACUUCGUUUCGGUGGAUCCACUAUUUGGCUCUAACAGUGAUCUGGAGGAGCUGUUUGCCGAAGCCGAAAAGCUCGGAAUCAAGAUAAUUCUGGAUUUCGUGCCCAACCAUUCGAGUAAUGAGCAUGAAUGGUUCGUGAAGUCUGAAAAUAGGGUAGACCCCUAUACCGAUUACUACAUGUGGCACAACGGAAAACCGAAUCCGCAAGGUGGAAGACCUUUGCCGCCUAAUAAUUGGCAAUCGGUAUUCUACGGAUCCGCAUGGGAGUGGAGUGAAAAGCGUCAGCAGUAUUACUUGCAUCAGUUUGCUGUUGGUCAACCGGAUUUGAACUACCGCAAUGAGGCUGUGAUCAAGGAGUUUGAUGAAAUUUUGCGCUACUGGAUGAAGAAAGGAGCAUCGGGCUUCCGCAUUGAUGCCAUCAACCAUAUGUUCGAGGUGGAGGAUUUACGGGAUGAACCGAUUAACGAUCCGUCGGACCCCAACAGCUACGGUUAUACGCAUCACAUCUACACGAAAGAUCUUCCGGAUACGUACGAGGUAAUUGCCCGCUGGCGUAAGGUCAUCGACGACUACGUAAAGGAAAGUGAUUCCGAUACUAUCAUCAUGAUGACUGAAGCGUACGCCAAUUUGACUAUGACCAUGAAGUUCUACGAGUCCGAUGAUGGUACGCAACCAAGGGCUCAUUUCCCGUUCAACUUUGCAAUGAUUGAGGACUUGAACGACGGCUCAAAAGCAUCGAAUUUUAAGUACAUUAUUGACCGCUGGCUGGACAACAUGCCUCGAGGAAAGAUCACCAACUGGGUGUUGGGAAACCACGAUAAGCCCCGCAUGGCCAGUCGCUACGGGCGGGACCGUAUCGAUGGAAUGGCUUUGAUUCUGAUGACUCUUCCAGGGGUGGCAGUUGUGUACAAUGGAGAGGAAAUCGGUAUGGAAGACUAUCGUGACAUGUCUUAUGAAGAUAGCAAAGAUCCCCAAGGAUGUAACCUGGGCCCGGAUAACUACAAAUGGGCAUCGAGAGACCCUCAGCGAACUCCGUUCCAAUGGGACGACAGCUUUAACGCAGGAUUCUCAAAGGCCGCUAAAACAUGGCUUCCGAUGCAUCCGCUGUACAGACAAACGAACUUGCUGAAGCAAACGGAAGCUGAUUACAGCACCUAUCACUUCUACGUGGACUGCAUGAAGCUUCGAAAGGAACGCAUUUUGACUCAUGGAGAAUUCCGCUCCCGAGCGUUCAACGACGACGUGUUUGCCUUCGUGCGAUUCCUGCGGGAAAAUGAAGAUCGUGAACUGGACCCAUACUACGUAACGCUGGUCAACUUCCAUGGGGAAACCUACACCGUGGAUGUGACCGAGUUGUACCGAUUCGCUGGAAAAACCGCAACCGUCAGACUGGUUGGUACCGAUUCACGUCACAAAGUUGGUCAAACCGUCAACACUACGGAGCUGACUCUGGGUCCGUACGAAGCCAUUGUAAUCGGUGCUAGUUCAGCAGUUAGCGUUCAUCUGUCGAUGGCAUUACUUGUGACAGCUAUAAUUAAAUAUUUGUUCCUAUGAACAUAUUGAAUAAAUCGAAUUUGUGGGUUAUGUUAAUUUGUUUUAAAAUUCGCGGCGUCAUUAUCACGCGUCGUACGAGGGAUAACGGUUAAUUUGUUAUCUUCAACAUCAGUACCUACAAUAAAUCAAUGUCAUAAAUA